This is a messenger RNA of Coregonus clupeaformis (lake whitefish), 2417 nucleotides long. RefSeq names its product glycosyltransferase 8 domain containing 1 (gene glt8d1). The record is from RefSeq and is a predicted model, not a curated record. NCBI's taxonomy places the organism in Eukaryota, Metazoa, Chordata, Actinopteri, Salmoniformes, Salmonidae. The coding region runs from base 217 to 1329 and encodes 370 amino acids. Gene Ontology annotation, cellular component: Golgi apparatus. The transcript is spliced from 9 exons. Gene Ontology annotation, molecular function: glycosyltransferase activity.
ACGAAGCAUGCGUGGAUAUAUUGUAUAUAUUAUUUAAAAACUAAUUUGACUUGGCUUAUUCAUUGCGGAUCCAUGCCAUUGGUGCAUUGAGACGGUGGUCAAUUAUCCGUUAUAAAUCAAGGUAGUUUUCUGUAUGGAUCAUUAUUACAUAUUCUGCUUCAUUACUUAGUUUACUUUCUGUGCAGGCUAACAAGGAGAGCAGCAGAUGACGCCGCGAUGUCAUUAAGGAGAGUAAAUGUGGUCAUCCUUGUGCUACUGGCAGUAGCAUUUCUGAUCAUCGUGCAACGGAAUCUCCUGAAUCUCAAUGACUUCCUUAUAAGUGAGAAUCCAGAUGCAGUGCCAGGUAUGCUUCUGCCAUUUGAGUCUGAGUUCUCUCCUGAGCUCAGACCAGACCUUGUGAGAACUGGGGAGAAGAUCCCAGUGGUCAUUACUGCUGCAGAGGAGAGACUGGGAGCUGUGGUGGCUGCCAUGAACAGUGUCUACCAGAACAGCAAAGCCAACAUUGUGUUCAACAUUGUGACCAUGAACGACACUGUGGAUCACCUCAAGGUGUGGAUGAGUAAGACUCAGCUUAACAAUGUCAAGCACAAGAUCAUCAUAUUUGAGCCCCAACUUCUCAAUGGGAAGAUUACCAAAGAUCCUCAGAAGCUUGAGUCUGUGAAACCGUUGACCUUUGCCAGAUUUUACAUGCCGGUAUUCAUACCAGAUGCAGAAAAGGCCAUUUAUUUGGAUGAUGACAUCAUUGUACAAGGGGACAUCCAAGAGCUUUUUGACACAAGCCUAAAGUCAGGUCACGCAGCUGCGUUCUCAGACGACUGUGAUUCUGCAUCCGCAAAGGGCAUCGUUCGAGGGGCCGGGAACCAGAACAAUUACAUUGGCUUCCUGGACUUUAAAAAAGAGGCCAUCAAGAAGCUGGGCAUGAGGGCUAACACGUGUUCCUUUAAUCCCGGCGUGAUCGUGGCCAACCUGACGGAGUGGAAGCGUCAGAACAUCACCAACCAACUUGAACACUGGAUGGAGCUUAACGCACAAGAGGACCUCUACAGUAAGACCCUGGCAGAGAGUAUCACCACACCUCCCCUGCUCAUUGUCUUCUACAAACACCACUCCAGCAUCGACCCCAUGUGGCACGUCAGACACCUAGGGGCUACUGGUGCUGGAAACCGCUACUCUCCCCAGUUCGUGAAAGCUGCCAAACUCCUCCAUUGGAAUGGACAUUACAAACCAUGGUCCAGGACCUCUUCAUUCACCGAAGUCUGGGACAAGUGGUAUAUUCAGGACCCCAUGCGUAAAUUCCAUCCAGUUCGGAAACAUGCAGGGGACAAGUAGACUAAAGCAGGGAUGUGACCAGACGACAGCUAGUCUGCCUCUACCUGUCUGUCCUCCCAGAGUGACUUCUCAGGAACCCUAACGUGAUGCAAGCCCAUUCCAAACACAGUGAUAUGUCUACUGUUUACCAUGCAGUGGUGUUGUAGAUCUCAGGCAGAGACAGGGGCAUGUUCCAAUGUUCCAUAGUGUGUAACAUAGGAUGUUACAGAUAGAAAUGUGUCAUACAUCUCAAUAGUCUAAAGUGGCCUUCUAAUUUUUUCACAUCAAAGCAGAUGCAGCUACAUAACUGUUGAGAUGCACCAAUGGUUCUAUGCUUAGCUUCACAUGUGACAAGGUAAUAAUGUAUAUCUUUAACAUGAAGUAGUGCCAUACUGAAUACACUCUGUGCCUGUGUUCAGGAACUAUCCCUCUGACAAUUUGCCAAGAUUGUCAUUUUCCUUAAACCAACAGUCUGCCUCUUUCCUUAGACCUUCACAUUGAUGCAUUAUUCUGUCAGAACAAGGAUCAAUGUUUGUUACUGCCGGUUGUCUCGCACUUUAACUCCUUACCCUUUAUAACUGUAAAUCAGCAUCACUACCACAACACUAAACAAAUAGUUAUAAACAAGCUUGAAGCCUACUAUCCUUUCUCUUGAUUGCAUUUUGCAGCAUCAUGCUUUUUUGCAAAGAUGGAUAUAAAUGGUAUACACAAACCACUAUGGUAUCAAUACAUGUGCUUUAGCUGAAAUGGUUAUGGGAUAACCAUGUGUCAAAUAGCUUUUUUACAUCAUUUAGGUGCUUUUAUCUAGAGCAACUUAGUGAGUGCAUACAUUUUCUUACUGGUCGCCUGUGGGAAUCAAACCCACAAUCCUUGUUACACGCACCAUGCUCUACCAACUGAGCCACACGGGACCAACUCCUAUGGUUUUCAUUUUAAAGUAUUCUCAAACACUACACGCCUCCUGAUAAUGUGGUGUUUUGCUAACAGUUGUUACAUGUCACUGUCAGGGCUUAUUUUUCUACUCUGUACAAAGGAUUAUUCUAGCAGAUAUAAAUAUUCAAAUUGUCAUCCUUUUGUAAAAGAAGCUUAAUAAAACCAAGUCAACUCUA